CUGCCGCAGCUGCAGCUUGCACACGGCCUCGGGCGGGCGCGGCGGCGCGGGCCUGCGGAGCGGCGGCGGCGCGGGCCGGCGGCACCCCCGAGGGCGGCCGAGGAGCUCCGGGCGGCGGCGGCGGCGGACUCGCUCGGCCGGCUGCGCGCGCCCUCCCCGGCCCUGGUCUCGCCCGCUCGGCCGUUAGGGCCGGCGCCGCGGCUUUGUGCGCGGGCAUGGUGUAGCCCCCGCCGCCGCGCGGAGGAGCCGGCUGCGUCCCCGCCCCCGGAGGAGCGACCCCCUCGGCUCGGCGUCUCCCGGCUGCUGGGGACCCCUCGGCGCCGCCGGCACCAUGAGUGAACAGAGUAUCUGUCAGGCAAGAGCUGCUGUGAUGGUUUAUGAUGAUGCCAAUAAGAAGUGGGUGCCAGCUGGUGGCUCAACUGGGUUCAGCAGAGUUCAUAUAUAUCACCAUACAGGCAACAACACAUUCAGAGUGGUGGGCAGGAAGAUUCAGGACCAUCAGGUCGUGAUAAACUGUGCCAUUCCUAAAGGGUUGAAGUACAAUCAGGCUACACAGACCUUCCACCAGUGGCGAGAUGCUAGACAGGUGUAUGGUCUCAACUUUGGCAGCAAAGAGGAUGCCAAUGUCUUCGCAAGUGCCAUGAUGCAUGCCUUAGAGGUGUUGAAUUCCCAGGAAACAGUUAUUAAUCAGCUUAGAAGUGGCGGCAUAGGAGAAUUUAGAUGCCAAGAAUCAGAAGUGUCCUUGGGAAAGGAUAUGAUUCUUUCUAGAGAUCUCCAAAGUCGGAAAGCCCAGAGCAAGGUUACUGCUACCCAGGACAGCACUAAUUUGCGAUGUAUUUUCUGUGUGUUCUAUUUAGGGCCAACAUUGCCUAGACAAAAUUCACAACUGCCUGCCCAGGUUCAAAAUGGCCCAUCACAAGAAGAAUUGGAAAUUCAAAGAAGGCAACUACAAGAACAGCAACGACAAAAGGAGCUGGAGCGGGAAAGGCUGGAGAGAGAAAGAAUGGAAAGGGAGAGGUUGGAGAGGGAGAGGCUAGAAAGGGAAAGACUGGAGAGGGAGCGACUAGAGCAGGAGCAGCUGGAGAGAGAGAGACAGGAAAGGGAGCGGCAGGAGCGGCAGGAGCGCCUGGAGCGGGAGCGCCUGGAGCGCGAGCGGCUGGAGAGGCUGGACCGGGAGAGGCAGGAGAGAGAGCGGCAGGAGCAGCUAGAAAGGGAGCAGUUGGAAUGGGAGCGAGAGCGAAGAGUAUCGAAUGCUGCUGCCCCCGCCUCUGUGGAGACUCCUCUAAACUCUGUGCUGGGAGACUCCUCUGCUUCUGAGCCAGGCUUGCAGGCAGCCUCUCAGCCGGCCGAGACUCCAGCCCAACAGGGCAUUGUCUUGGGACCACCUGCACCUCCACCCCCGCCUCCCCUCCCACCAGGUCCUGCCCAGGCUUCAGCCACACUCCCUCCACCCCCAGGACCCCCUCCACCCCCUCCUCUUCCAUCCUCAGGGCCUCCGCCUCCACCUCCGCCACCCCCUCUUCCUAACCAAGUCCCCCCUCCGCCUCCACCACCGCCCGCUCCUCCUCUCCCUGCAUCUGGAUUUUUUGCGGCAUCCAUGUCGGAAGACAAUCGCCCUUUAACUGGACUUGCAGCUGCAAUUGCUGGAGCAAAGCUUAGGAAAGUGUCGCGGAUGGAGGAUGCCUCUGUCCCAAGCGGAGGGAGUACCAUUGGCGUGAAUUCGGCCUCAUCUAAAACAGAUUCAGGUCGUGGAAAUGGACCCCUUCCUUUAGGGGGUAGUGGUUUAAUGGAAGAAAUGAGUGCCCUGCUGGCCAGGAGGAGAAGAAUUGCUGAAAAGGGAUCAACAAUAGACACAGAUCAAAAAGAGGACAAAAAUGAAGACUCAGAGCCUGUGACUUCUAAGGCGUCUUCAACAAGUACACCUGAACCAACGAGAAAACCUUGGGAAAGAACAAACACAAUGAAUGGCAGCAAGUCGCCCGUCAUCUCCAGACGGGAUUCUCCAAGGAAAAAUCAGAUUGUUUUUGACAACAGGUCCUAUGAUUCAUUACACAGACCCAAAUCUGCACCCUCGUCCCAGCCCAGUGCCAACGGAGUCCAGACGGAGGGGCUGGACUACGACAGACUGAAGCAGGACAUUUUAGAUGAAAUGAGAAAAGAAUUAACGAAGCUAAAAGAAGAACUCAUUGAUGCAAUCAGGCAGGAACUGAGCAAGUCAAAUACCGCGUAGAGCCACAAACUAAGGAGAAGAGAGGACUUUAAUCUGGAGAAAGAAGAAAAAACCUACAAACAACAAACCCCUAGAUUUUGUGAGCUGUAAGAAGAAAAUGGAGACAAACAGUCAGAAGGAGGGAAAAACCAACGUGUUUGAAAGCCUUCAGACAUUCUUACUCUGGUGAUAAGCUAUUUCCCUCCCAGUUUGCUGCUUUUUUCUGACCUUUUCAACAGGAUGGAAGAGAGUCAUGUAAGAGUUCCUACGACAGUUAUGCAGAAAAUACUAAACCCGUCAGACAGGAUCACCGUGCAUUGAAAUAUUUUCAUGUCGAGAAAAAAAUUGCACACUUCCCACAGUCCAUUGCUAAAAUAAAGAAGAAAAAGGCUUAAGAAGUGUUUUUCAGAGAGCGCUGAUGAAGAAUUUAGCAAGUUAUGCUAUUGUAUUGUAAAUGUUUCUCUCAGGUUUGUCUUCCUAUCAUAUUUGAUAUUCCAUGAAUAAUUGAGAUGUAGGUUAAGAUCAUAAAAUGUGGAACAAAUGGAAUUGUAUGUGCUUUCCAAGGGUGAUAUUUAUCAGAAAGUAUCCUAAAAAUGACUUGUCCAGCUUGAGGAAUUUUAGAAUGAUAGGAAGUCUCUCGAGUUAGCCUUCAUGCAAUUUUGUAGAUUAAAACAUAAAAUUCGUCCAGAAUUUAAAGAUUUAGAUGCCUUCCUAAAUUGUUACAAUGCUUUACCAAAUCUAUGACUCCUACAUAACACAAACCAGUGGUCAAAUGUAAAACAAUAUAUUGUAGAUUUACUGUAGGUUUUCAACCUUUUUUAGAUUUAUGCAUGUGGACAUUUUUAUAACGUAAUUACAACCACCACAAAGUUAGCUUUUUUAAUUGCAGACAGUAAUGCAUGUCACACUAAUACGUAGUGGCCUUUGCAAGGCCUAGUCCCAGGGAGAUCGUUUUGUAGAGUAUAGGGGAGUGGGAGGAAGGGAAGGAAUAAGUUUUUAUUUAAAGUUAACUUCUGCACUAUCUUUUUUUCUCAAUUACCUGCAUGAAUAAUAAUGAGGAAUAUUUUGUGACUUUAAUUGGUAAAUAUGUUAACAGAACCAAGUACUUAAUCUGUUACAUCAUGUCUUCAGCUAUUUGUAUUUUAACUUCAGUAAUUUCGAUGGUCUGAAACGUGACUCUGAGCUUCCCGAGUCCCCUCUCACUGUGGAGCUCAGAGGCUCGACCCCGGGUUUGGCGGUUGCCAUCCCCUCGGGGCCCUGCAGUUGUACAGGUGUCCAGGUACAUGUUCCUGACAACGAAGCUGCUUUUGAACUUUGUUAUGUUGAAAUACAAGAGUUAACAAUGAUGGCAGCCCUUAGGAUCUCAGAAAUCAUUAGGUAAAGGGAAACCAAUGAAGACUUCUUCAUGAUUUUCUUUGAAUAAAUAAAGCGAGACUUAGGUGGUGGGAAGAGGAAUUAGACACCCAAGUUCUCAUUGUGUGGGUGCGCACGUGUUUGUGUGCGCGUGCGUGUGGGUGUGCGCAGGCAGGCAUGUAUGUAAUCCACUCCCUUUUCUUCGAAACUCGUAAGAUUAAAAUAGGGGAGAAAUCCUGUAUGUUGCAAUGAUAGAUUUCUUUUUGAAAAUUUAGGAAAUCAGAAAUUCUCCAGGCUCUCCAUCUUGAUUUAUGCUUGAGUUGUUAUGUGCCAUAUUUGCUUUGAAAUCUUUGAUUAUCAGAAGUUCUACUAAAAUUUUGGAGACAUAAUCCAUUUUCAUCUGCUUUCUAGAUUUCUUACCUCUCGGUUCAUAAGGACAGAGCUUGUGGAUAGCAUAGUUUUCUAAAUGCUGCCCUUCUGCAGCCACUACCACUGCAGAGAGGUUGGAAUGAGGGAAUAUUUUUUCCUUGUUAAAAUAGUUCUUGUUUCUGUAGAAACUUCAUUUUGAGAUUAAUCUGUGAUGGAUGAGCUAUCAUAAUUCAAUAAUACAGUUCUUUUUUCUAUAAACUAUUCACCGUCAUGCAAUAGUAGUGAAGGCUUAUAAGUACUAUUUUCUAAAAGAAAUAGGAGGCAUUUUCAUCUUUAUUAUUGUACUUUUGGUUAUGCAAACACUUUAAUGAUACAAACGUUUAUGUCCCCUAUAAAUCUGGUCAGAAAUCACUUUCGAUUUUGUUGGUUAAGUUAAAUAGUCUAUGGUAGGAUAGAGUACUGGGUACAGUGGUCCAAAGUAAGGUAAAAGACUACAAUAAAUUGGUAGAUCUUAAAAGAAACCGGUUUAUGCACUAAACGUUUUGUGCCUUGGUCUAAUAUUGACACGAUGUCUGUGUAAAAUGACAAAAAGAACCAGUGUCGAAUCACAUUCUAUUUUCCAUCAUUUUGCAUUAUCCCAGAUUGCUAACUGUGUUCUUUCCAAGAGGUUUGAUUGAAUUACUCUAUAUAUUUACUGUCAGGCGUGACAGUUUUGUCAUUGUUAGAGAUUUCAGUAAUUAAAAUGGGAAACAGAAGCUUAAGUUAUUUUCCUCCUCAAAACUGUGUUCCUUGGAACCCCUUAUUCCGAUGGUUUCGUGCUCGUGUACAUUGGAUGUCUUACGCUGAGCGAAGUUCAGGGGCCCUUUUUCAUUACAGGAAGGCACUUCUUCCCUCAACACUGUGAUCUGACCUGUGACAAAUCUGUACCAUACGCUCUGUCAAUGGCUAACCAGUCAAUGCAAACCAACUGAAUGUACAAAUCUUAGUGCUGGUGCUGAAAUCUCUUCAGAACAGACAUCACGGUUUCAAAGUUUGUUUCGAAAUUUGCGAGCAUCAAGUGUCACUCAAAACUGAAGAUGAAACACUAAUGAAUGUCGGAUUCUCAUGCUUUAGGUGUACUUCCUGUUUAGAUCUUUCGGUUCUCUGCUAUUUUUACCGUACUGUUUCAUUUAAAUUUCCUACACGCUAACUUCGUUUGUGCGAUUGAAAUAAAAUUGCGGUAUAUACAUGUUGCUUGUUUGUGACACUUAGAUAAUCAUCUGAAAUAAUCUGUUGGUUCUCAAAUAAGUUAUAUUGAAUGUGAAGAACACUUUUUAAAGUCCACGACUUCAUUACUUCAAAGUUUACGUAUCACACCACUGUUCUUUAAAGAUUUCAUAAAAGUCUUAAAUACUAAGUAAUGUAUACAAAGGGAAUGUGUGUAAUGUAUCUACUUUUUGUUUGAAAUAACUUUUGGGUGUUUCCUCUUGGUUCUUAUUUUCUCUUGGCCCAGCUUGACACACUGUCUUACUCUUACAGUCAAGAGAAUGAUAAAUAUUUAAUUUUGCUCUGCUUUGUUCUACAACAUACUCAGAUGCUUAAGCUCAUUUACACAGUUCAAAUCUUCCUUUAUGUAUUUGCAGGGUAUAAAGGACAUUGUGUGGUAAAGGGCCUUAUCGAGUAUGAACUUUAAAUAUAGUGAAAUCUGUCUCUGUGGUGUUAUUCAUACAUCAUGCCAAUUUCUGGAAAUCUACGUAUUAGCAACCGUACUUUUUAUCUGACCCUUAUGAAGGAUUAAUUUUGAGUUCCAUUUUAAAAUUCUGAUGCCUUCAUUAGAAAUACAGUGGUCCUUGUCUUUUUUCCUUUUCCAGACCCGGAUGUUCCCUCUGCUGUCCUCUCCACUCCUCAUGGAGGGCGUGUUCUUGUCAUUCGUUACACAGCCACAGUUCUAAAAAUAUCAACUGGUGUUUCUCUCUGUCCUGUCUCAGGUUCUUGCUUCCUUUCAUAUGUAAGUCAGAAUGUUUGUCUGCAAACUAAAGUCACUUCUUCCCGUUCGAGAAUGAAUGAAGUAACAGAUGGCCGCUUUUGCAGUUUGCCUUGCUGCAACUUUUGCGCCUCCUAAGUUUGUAGAUCCUUUCAGUGCCAUUGUGCAGAACUGGCCUUACAUUCUAAGUAGUGCUGUCUGAGGAAGCACAGUUUACAAAGGAGGCUGCAGGAUCUCUGUCCUUCUUUUUUGUAGCCAUCGUAACUUCAUAACCCCAGUACUCUUUAAAUUCUAUCGAUUGUAAGCAUAAAAAUGACAUCAUAUAAAGCAUGCAGUGUGAAAGAACUCUCUAGGAGCUCUUAGUUCCUUUAAGUAGCUGUUAUAAAAUCCACUUUCCUAAAGACAUUUAUACUAGCGUUCACUCUGAAGCUCCAAACCUGAUCCUGCUAGUUCCGUUUUUGUUUAUAAUAGAAAGAUGAAUUUAUAUCUGUCCAUCUCUUGAAAGCUCCAAGGAAUGGGAAUUUAACCCAUGAGAAUGUGGAAAUUAGUGAUGCUUAAUACCUCUGACUUUUCCUGAAAAGCCAUUUAAUAUUUCUACUUAAAUGCUUUUGAAGUCAAAACUUGAAGUAUGUAUAAGGAAUCUUUGUGAAUCUGAGUGAAUAAAAUUGUUCUGGGCACCUUUGGCUACCUAGAGACGUGGAGAACGUUUGCUUUUAAGAAGCUAGAGUGGGUACCCCUCCAAGAAAGGCUGUUCAGACGAGCCAGUGCGUUGAGGUCUGUAGUGCAGGUUUCCUCUGUUCCCAGCAUCCAAAUAGGGUUGUGGAUUAGGUUUGUUCCCUUUGGGUUGUCUCUAGGUAAUUUUUGAGAAUCAAAGAGAUUUUUCUAUGUUAAUGAUGCUGGAAAAGUGAAACCUUCCAGUUUGAAAGAAGUCUAAAAUUGAUUAGAAAAAACAAUAUUGAAAGAGUAAAUUUAGGAUGGUUUAGGGAUAUUCAGUGUCAACCUACACAGAGUUCUAGAGUAAAUCUUUUGUUGAAUGCUAAUGACGAGUUCAUGUAAGAGGCAGACGGAUUCUUGGGGUAAGGAGGUAUAUUUGAAAACUGCUUAAAUCUGAACUCUGUCCAUUUAUCUGUCUUUUUUUCUAAAUAGUUUAUAAAGUAACAAUCCUUGUGAGAGGGUAAAUAAAUAACUUGGUCAUAAA
Messenger RNA from Equus caballus (horse), 7092 nucleotides. NCBI's taxonomy places the organism in Eukaryota, Metazoa, Chordata, Mammalia, Perissodactyla, Equidae. The record is from RefSeq and is a predicted model, not a curated record.